Nipponia nippon (crested ibis) is the source of this 2840-nucleotide messenger RNA. Lineage: Eukaryota; Metazoa; Chordata; Aves; Pelecaniformes; Threskiornithidae. The record is from RefSeq and is a predicted model, not a curated record.
AUGGCAUCGCUGUGGACGCCGACCGAGCUUGAAUCUCACUACCAGAAUGACUGGAGAAGUAGCAAAGCCUUCAUUGUACCUAGAAACUAUUGGGAUAAAAGUUCUGCAUCUCUGAAGAAAAAAGCCUUCAGAGCUCCUAAAGCUCUUAGCACUAGGAGGAAGCUUUCCAUGGAGAGCAGUAAACCUCCCGCAGUGAUCAACCAGUUCUUGCGGCACUACAGGAAGUAUAUUUUUGGGGAGUUCAGCCCUGAUGAAUUUAAUCAGUUCUUUGUGACUCCACGAUGCUCUGUUGAGCUCCCCCCAUACAAUGAAACAGUUUCAUGUGGUAUUAAGUCCACAGGGGAAGAGUAUCAGAGAAUUGAAUUUGGUGUUAAUGAAGUUAUUGAGACACAGUCAUCUGUAUUAAAUAACACCGACUACAGUAUUUCAAGUACUCUGAAUCCUCAGGCUCCAGAAUUCAUUCUCAGUUGUGCACCUACUCAGAAAGCCCCUGAUGAUAGCCUCAGUGAAACAAACUACAACUCCAUUGACUGCCAGUUCACUGAUCCAACCCUCGCUUUGGACAGCGGUUCUAAUGCUGAAAAUGAUGGCUUGUCUGGAGGCCUUGGACAAAGGGAGCGUAAAAAGAAGAAAAAAAGACCUCCUGGAUACUACAGUUACUUAGAAGAUGUCAGCGACGGCAUUGCUCCCCCAGAAGCUCUUGUAAAUGGCCAUGCAAAUUCAUCGGGACUAAACAGUAUAAGCACGGAGGAUACGGAACUGACGGGAGACAUACCCUCCCUGGCCACACCAAGGACUUGCAACAGCCCGGACAAUUCUGUGGACUUCAUUAACGAAGCUGUCUCUGAUGAUUCUGUUUCUAGCGCACUAGACAAUACCAGGACUGCAGGGCAGCCUGAGGUAUGCCGUGUUACUAAUUCUGAACAGUUUUGCAUCCCCUCAGAGACUGGCAGAGAUAGCCCUUUAAGGACAGCUGUUGUACAGUCUUAUGCUGGUACUGAUACUACUGAAAAUCUUGGCGUUACUAAUGGACAAACACUUGAAUCCUCUGGUGAGGACACAGCUGCCAAUGGGGUAGAAUUGCACACUGUGGAAAGCACUGACUCAGACCAAGCUAAGCCUGAGGAAGCUUCACCUACUACUGAGGCAACAGUCCCGGUUGCAGGAUCAGUCCCUGUUAAUCAGCCUGCAAAAUCGUGGGCUAGUCUUUUUCACAAUUCCAAGCCCUCUGCUUCCACAUCUGUGGUCUAUGUUGAGACUAAGUAUACCCCUCCUGCCACAUCUCCUCUGGUCCCUGAAAAACAGGUUGAAGUCAAAGAGGGACCUGUUCCAGUUUCAGAGGAUCCUGUAGCCAUAAAGAUUGCAGAAAUACUGGAAAAUGUAAGACUAAUACAUAAACCAGUGUCUUUGCAACCGCGAGGGCUGAUCAACAAAGGAAACUGGUGCUACAUCAAUGCUACCCUGCAAGCCUUGGUUGCUUGCCCUCCAAUGUAUCAUUUAAUGAAGUCCAUUCCAAUGUAUUCAAAAUCACAGCGGCCGUGUACCUCAACACCAAUGAUAGACAGUUUUGUUCGUUUAAUGAAUGAGUUCACUAAUAUGCCUGUACCUCCUAAAGCAAAACAAGCUUUAGGUGAUAAAAUUGUGAGAGACAUCCGACCAGGAGCUGCCUUUGAACCUACAUACAUUUAUAGACUUUUGACAGUUAUAAAGUCAAGUCUGUCAGAAAAGGGCAGGCAAGAAGAUGCUGAAGAAUACUUGGGAUUUAUCCUCAAUGGAUUACAUGAAGAAAUGCUGACCCUAAAGAAACUUCUCUCUCCACAUAAUGAAAAACUCUCAGUGUCCAAUGGCCCUGAGGCUCAGACUGUUCAUGAAGAAGAGGAGCAAGAUGAACAAGGGGAAGGCAGUGAGGAUGAAUGGGAGCAAGUGGGACCUCGCAACAAAUCAUCGGUCACUCGCCAGGCUGACUUUGUUCAGACUCCCAUUACUGAUAUUUUUGGUGGUCAUAUAAGGUCUGUUGUUUACCAGCAGAGUUCUAAGGAGUCUGCUACACUGCAACCUUUCUUCACCCUGCAGCUGGAUAUCCAGUCAGACAAGAUACGCACAGUUCAGGAUGCGUUGGAAAGUUUGGUGGCAAGAGAGUCUGUCCAGGGUUAUACCACAAAAACCAAGCAAGAGGUGGAGAUCAGUCGAAGAGUGACACUAGAAGAACUCCCCCCUGUUCUUGUUUUACACCUCAAGCGGUUUGUAUAUGAGAAGACUGGUGGAUGCCAGAAGCUUAUUAAGAAUAUUGAGUAUCCUGUUGAUCUGGAAAUUAGUAAAGAGCUACUAUCUCCUGGUGUGAAAAGUAAAAUUUUUAAAGGCCAAAGAACCUACCGGCUCUUUGCAGUUGUCUAUCAUCAUGGAAACAGCGCAACUGGUGGCCAUUACACUACGGACGUCUUCCAAAUUGGUCUAAAUGGCUGGUUACGCAUCGAUGACCAGGCAGUCAAAGUGAUCAACCAGUACCAGGUGGUGAAGCCGUCUGCAGAACGCACAGCCUACCUCCUGUACUACCGCCGAGUUGACCUGCUGUGAAACUUUCCCCUUUUACGCUGUGUGUGCAAGAUACCUGCUUUGUAGAACGCCAACUAUCACUAACUUUUUUUUCUUCUGUAAAUGCUCUUUUGAGUGAAUCUUUUUUCUUUUUUUUUCUUUUUUUCUUUUUUUUUUCCCUUGCAACUAUGGGAUAGAGUGAUAAAGGAAACUACCUUGGGUUUGUGCACAACAUAGUUUGUGUUGGCUUUUGACUUUGCAGAAUGAAGUCACUUGGUUGAAAGACUCAGUCUCACGAAUCACAAAAA